Trachemys scripta elegans is the source of this 3468-nucleotide messenger RNA. RefSeq names its product phospholipase D1 (gene PLD1). Gene Ontology annotation, biological process: intracellular signal transduction; regulation of microvillus assembly; phosphatidic acid biosynthetic process. NCBI's taxonomy places the organism in Eukaryota, Metazoa, Chordata, Testudines, Emydidae. The transcript has 28 exons. Gene Ontology annotation, molecular function: D-type glycerophospholipase activity; phosphatidylinositol binding. The record is from RefSeq and is a predicted model, not a curated record. Bases 244 to 3468 code for a protein of 1074 amino acids.
CCUCCCUCCCGGGUGUAUGGAGACAGGCAGCGCUCAGUACAAGCCCAUUCCAUGCACAGAGAACUCUGGAGACACCUGCCCACACACGCAGACCUGCGCUGGGCACAGAAUACAGCAUCUUCGAUGCAAGUGUGACCCUCAGGCAAUGCUUCCACACCAGGAAAUCAAAGUGCUGUAUGUUAAAUAAACUUCGCGCUGCCCUGUGCUGUAGCCCCCUGUGUUGUUGGUGAGCGAGCAUUUAAGAUGUCACUGAGCAGUGAAAGAAGAGUAAAUACCUCGGCGCUGAAGAAAAUUGCGGCAGACAUGAGCAAUUUAAUAGAGAACCUGGACACCAGGGAGCUCCACUUUGAGGGGGAAGAGGUGGAUGCUGACGUGUUAAAUGAUCCGAAAACAACUGUGGGCAUCCCAUUCUCUGCAAUUUAUAACACUCAAGGGUUCAAAGAGCCUCAUAUACAGACAUAUCUAACUGGAUGUCCGAUUAAAGUCCGAGUUCUGGAAGUAGAACGCUUUACCUCAACAAAAAAGGUACCAAGUCCAAAUGUUUACACUAUUGAGUUCACACAUGGGGAAUUUACAUGGCAAGUGAAAAGGAAAUUCAAGAACUUUCAAGAAUUCCACAGGGAACUGCUGAGAUACAAAGCCUUCAUACGAAUUCCUAUCCCUACAAGGAGUCACACAGUUAGAAGACAAACUGUCAAAAGGGGAGAAGCGAGGCAGAUGCCAAGUCUGCCACGCACGUCUGAGAACAUGGUCCGAGAAGAACAUUUUUCUAGUAGAAGAAAACAACUGGAAGACUACUUGACAAAGAUCUUAAAAAUGCCCAUGUACAGGAACUACCAUGGAACGAUGGAAUUCAUUGGUGUAAGUCAGCUGUCAUUUAUCCAUGAUCUAGGACCAAAGGGCAUAGAAGGUAUGAUCAUGAAACGAUCUGGGGGCCACAGAAUACCUGGUCUGAACUGCUGUGGGCAAGGAAGGGUCUGCUAUCGAUGGUCCAAAAGGUGGUUAGUAGUGAAAGACUCUUUCCUAAUGUAUAUGAAGACGGAUAGCGGAGCCAUUUCCUUUGUCCUGCUGGUAGAUAAAGAAUUCAGCAUUAAGAUUGGCAAGAAAGAGACUGAAACAGAAUAUGGGUUACGGAUUGACAAUCUCUCCAGGUCAUUGAUUUUGAAGUGUAACAGCUACAGACAUGCCCGAUGGUGGGGACAGGGAAUAGAAGAGUUCAUUCAGAAAUAUGGCAAAAACUUCCUAACACAUCACAGAUUCGGGUCGUAUGCAGCUAUACAGGAGAAUACUUUGGCAAAGUGGUAUGUAAAUGCAAAAGGGUAUUUUGAAGAUGUAGCAAAUGCCAUGGAGGCAGCGAAAGAAGAAAUUUUCAUCACAGAUUGGUGGUUGAGCCCAGAAAUCUUUAUGAAGCGACCCGUGGUAGAAGGAAAUCGCUGGAGACUAGACUGCAUUCUCAAGCGGAAAGCGCAACAAGGAGUGAGAAUUUUUGUAAUGCUCUACAAAGAAGUGGAGCUUGCUCUAGGAAUCAACAGUGAAUACAGCAAGCGGACCCUAAUGCGUCUACAUCCGAAUAUCAAGGUGAUGAGGCAUCCAGAUCACGUGUCAUCCUCAGUGUACCUGUGGGCCCAUCAUGAGAAGCUCGUUGUCAUUGACCAGUCUGUAGCAUUCGUUGGUGGCAUUGACUUGGCCUACGGGAGGUGGGAUGAUGAUGAACACAGGCUGACCGAUGUUGGCAGUGUGAAACGAAUUCCAGGAACAAAGUCUACAUCUACAGUGAAUCUCACACCUACAGCCGAGUCCACUGAAGCUUUAGUCCUGAAAACUCAGUCCCUGGGGAACCUGCCACAGCACAGAAAUAGUGAUGACAUACUAGAUUCUUCAAGAAUGAAAGGAAUAGGAAAACCCAAAAAGUUUUCCAGGUUCAGCAUUUAUAAGCAUCUCCAGAAGCACGGCCUACACCACGCUGAUAGUGUAAGCAGUAUAGACAGUGAGUCAGGUUAUUGUAAUCCUAGUAGAAGCCAGCAGAAUUUAAUCCAGAGUUUAAAACCCCACCUGAAAAUGUUUCAUCAUCCCACUGGGUCCAAACAAGGGCUCACUGAGUGUGAGGACGAUAAAGGAUCAAUCCGCAGCUUGAAGACAGGUGUUGGAGAACUUCUUGGGGAGACCAGGUUCUGGCAUGGAAAGGACUAUUGCAAUUUCGUCUUUAAAGACUGGGUUCAACUCGACAAACCCUUUGCUGAUUUCAUUGACAGAUACACCACACCCAGAAUGCCAUGGCAUGAUAUUUCAUCCGUUGUGCAUGGCAAAGCUGCACGGGAUGUUGCUCGACACUUUAUUCAGCGUUGGAACUUCACAAAGAUCAUGAAGCCCAAAUACAGAUCCCUGUCCUACCCAUUCCUGUUGCCAAAAUCUCAGCGAACCGCCAGUGAGAUGAAGUAUCAAGUGCCCGAGUCUGUAUGUGCCAAUGUACAGGUGCUCCGUUCUGCUGCAGAUUGGUCAGCUGGUAUCAAGUACCAUGAAGAAUCCAUCCACAAUGCUUAUGUUAGCGUGAUAGAAAACAGUAAACACUACAUCUAUAUCGAAAACCAAUUUUUUAUUAGCUGUGCUGAUGACAAAGUCGUUUCUAACAAGAUUGGAGAUACCAUCGCUCGGAGGAUUCUUAAAGCACACAGGGACAGCAAACGAUACCGAGUGUAUGUGGUGAUCCCGCUGUUGCCUGGAUUUGAAGGAGAUAUUUCAACUGGAGGUGGGAAUGCACUGCAAGCCAUAAUGCACUUCAACUACAGGACCAUGUGCAGAGGAGAUAAUUCUAUCCUGGGACAGUUAAAAGCAGAGAUUGGAGAUCAGUGGAUAAAUUACAUAUCGUUCUGUGGGCUUCGAACAUACGCCGAGCUGGACGGAAAUCUCGUCACUGAACUCAUCUAUGUUCACAGCAAAUUGCUUAUAGCUGAUGACAACACUGUCAUCAUUGGCUCUGCUAACAUCAAUGAUCGCAGCAUGCUGGGAAAACGCGACAGUGAAAUGGCUAUCAUUGUGCAAGACACUGAAACCGUCCCUUCAGUGAUGGAUGGAAAGGACUACAAAGCCGGAAGAUUUGCUCAGUCACUCCGCCUCCGGUGUUUUAGGGUUGUUCUUGGUUCUUCAGCAGACUUCAGUGCUGAUCUUCAGGAUCCAGUCUCUGACAGAUUCUUCAAGGAGGUGUGGGUUUCAACAGCUGCCCGCAAUGCCACGAUUUUUGACAAGGUGUUCCGAUGCCUUCCCAGUGAUGAAGUGACUAAUUUAGCCCAGCUGCGUGACUUCAUUGCCAAGUCAAAAUUGAUAACCCAAGAUGCUGCAAAAGCAGCAGAAGAAUUAAAGAAGAUUCAUGGAUUUCUAGUGCAAUUCCCCUUUCGUUUCCUGGAUGAAGAAAACUUGCUGCCUUCUGUUGGAACAAAAGAAUCCAUGGUGCCCAUGGAAGUUUGGACUUAG